Ambispora gerdemannii is the source of this 465-nucleotide messenger RNA. NCBI's taxonomy places the organism in Eukaryota, Fungi, Glomeromycota, Glomeromycetes, Archaeosporales, Ambisporaceae. The record is from the annotation of a GenBank genome assembly.
AUGAAUUCUUAUGAAAAAGGCGACCAACUCGAAAAAGAAAUCACAGAACUUUUUAAAGGUAGUAACAUCGAACUACGUCGUAUAAGUGGACGGCCUGCCGUGAACGUUCUUCUCUGUUUUCGAAAAGCAGACUGGCAUAUACAAGAGCCGGGAGAUGGUGGGAUUGAUCAUUUUGGUGGUUAUAAAGGAUAUACAAUUAUAGUCCAAUGUAAAAAUUAUGGUGAGCCUAGAUCAAUUGGGCCGAAAUUUUUGCGUGAAUUAGAAGGUGUUUUAUCCAGAUAUAAUAAAUGUACAACAAUUGGUAUCUUAAUAGCCCCUUCAAAAGCAAGUUUCAGUAUAAGGACAAUUAGUAGGGCUGAAUCAUCGGAACAUAUCAUCAUCCUAACGGAUAGCAUAAAUGCUUAUUCAGAUUUGGUUCGGUUUGUUGAUUCUCGACCAUCCUAUUUCUACAUCAAUGGAGGAUAG